Messenger RNA from Dendronephthya gigantea, 1431 nucleotides. RefSeq lists its product as uncharacterized. Lineage: Eukaryota; Metazoa; Cnidaria; Anthozoa; Malacalcyonacea; Nephtheidae. The transcript is spliced from 9 exons. The coding region runs from base 1 to 1431 and encodes 476 amino acids. The record is from RefSeq and is a predicted model, not a curated record. Gene Ontology annotation, molecular function: protein binding.
AUGGAUAAGGUCCCAUCCAUCGCUUAUUCGUGCGAAGAAGUAUCGGAAUGGCUUAAACUCAAUGGAUUUGAAACGUUUAGUGAUAAAUUUAUCGAAGAGGAUGUUGACGGUGAAGCGCUCGCUCUUUUAUCUGAGAAUGCACUCGAGUCUCUUGUCGACAAAGUUGGGCCAAGAAUGAAGCUUUUAGGCGUUAUUAAGAAGAUGGUUAGGAGUGAUUCUGAGUCUGUUGAAAGCGGCAACAGUGGUAGCUUGUCACGUUUGCCUUGGGAUUUAGAAUGCCCAAAUAACUCUAAAGAUCAAGAUUCGCCUCGUUGUUCUUCGCCAAUACCAAGGAAUGAUUGCUCCACUCUGUACAAGAAGGCCUUGUCAAAGAAUAUAGCCUUACCAAAGUUGAUUCGUGUGAAAUUUAUCCAGGCGAUUUAUGACAAGAUAUGCCUUUUUACAAUUUCACCAACACCUGACCAACGCCGUGAUGUAUGUAGGGCAAUUAUAUCAAAAUAUCCUUCCUUGGCAGAUGUUGGUGGCAGCUAUGAAACCUGGUAUCGUCAGUUAGGCGAUAAAGUUAAAAAUGAAUUAAGGCAUGAAAGGAGUGAUCCAGUUGUGCUAGCAAGAAAAAGAAAGUCAAUUGAAGGCUCGGAUUUGACAGCUAAGGUGCCAGGAAGCAGCCGAAGGGGAAUAAUAAAUUGGGAACCUCCUGCUGUUGAUGGUGAGGACCUACAUUCUAACAAAGCCCAUGUUCAAUGGAUGCAGAAGGAGUACCGAAAAAAGCACCCAAACAUGGAAGUCGUUAAGCAGAAAAUGCAACUGACUUUCUCCUUCAGAAGAAAGUACAUAAAUGCUGGGAAGUGUUCCCUUAAUGAAAUUGAUGCGAAAUACCCUUUUUUAUUUGAACAUGAUCAGUUACAAGAUGAGUAUGAAAGAUUGGUGUCUGGCAGUAGUGUUAAAGAUUUGGUUGUUACAAACUUACGUGAGCUUGCACCUAAGAUUUUGAAAGCUGCCAGCAAGAAGAAACUCCCUCAACUUGAAGAACUGGUUCAAGCUUGCGUACAAAAUGAGGAUGAACUGGAUGAGGAGAACAGAUUGACAGAUGAUGAGAAAGUUGUUGUGGCACUUUGUACCUUGCCACACCUUUUGGAAAGGAAAACAAAAAGUAAUCCACAUCCAGAAAAUUUCCUUUAUCAGACAGCAGAAAACCCAGAGGUAUUGUUGAAGAAAGCUGCCAGCCCCAUCAGCCCAUUCAUCAUCUUCGUGGAGGACAGUGAUGGUCACAUAAUGAACAAAAUGUUUGUUGCAGGGGAAAAACAAGUUUGUUUGGAAACAGAUAACAUUUUUUCAGCAGUAUCGUCCCUUUUGUUUUUGUAUUAUGUUUGUAAUUUAGAGUACCCGAAACAGUUUUUAACACGUUCCUUUUUUUACAACGUACUGUUCUAA